Grosmannia clavigera kw1407 is the source of this 1434-nucleotide messenger RNA. RefSeq names its product major facilitator superfamily transporter. NCBI's taxonomy places the organism in Eukaryota, Fungi, Ascomycota, Sordariomycetes, Ophiostomatales, Ophiostomataceae. Gene Ontology annotation, biological process: transmembrane transport. The coding region runs from base 1 to 1434 and encodes 477 amino acids. Gene Ontology annotation, molecular function: transmembrane transporter activity. The record is from RefSeq and is a predicted model, not a curated record. The transcript is spliced from 5 exons.
AUGGUGCACGAGGAGAAGCUGUCCUCUGGCAGUGGCAGCGACGAGCCGCUUGCCAAGGCGGUCAACGGUUUGAGCUCAGCGGCCCUAGACGGGGAGAAAGGCGACCUAGGCGACGGCCUAGCCGGCCAGCCGAUGCGGUUGGACCCCUACGGCAUCCCGCUGCAGCCUACGCCAACAGAAGACAGACGUGACCCGCUUAACUGGUCGCGGACGCAAAAGUAUACGAUCCUCUUCAUCGUCUGCUACGCCACCUUCCUGGCCGUCUACAUGACCGGCACGUCGAUCGAGGCCUUCUUCCUGCUCGAGACACAGUUUGACGCCACCUACUCGCAGGUCAACUGGACCUUUGCCAUUCCCUCUCUCGGUCUCGCCGUCGGCCCGCUGUUGUUCAAUUCCCUCGCCGACAGCCACGGCCGCCGGCUGGUGCUGCUCGUCUGCACCGCUAUUGCCAUCCUCGCCAGCGGCUGCACCACCAUCCGCGGCCUCAGCUACGGUGGCUACAUGUUCUUCCGCUUCCUCCAGGGCAUCGGUGGUGGUCCUCCCGUCGCCAUUGGCUUCAGCAUCAUCCGCGACUUUUCCUGGGAGCACGAGCGCGGCUUCAACGUCGGCAUCUGGGUCAUGGCUCUCGACAUUGGCGGCGUGCUCGGUGCCCUCGUCGGCGGCUUCACCGCCACCACCGGCACUUACUGGGCCAACUACCACGUCGCCAUCGCCUAUGCUGUCCUCCUUCUCCUCGAGAUUUUCUGCCUGCCCGAGACCCUGUACCCUCGCGACCAGAUUGUCGAGAUGACCGAUCGCGGCGAGGACAUCAGCCUUCUGAAGUGCACAAAGGACCUCAAGCCAUGGUCUGUUGCAAUGAUUUCAGGCGUCCCACAUCCUCGACCGCAGCAGGCCGUCAUCCGCUUCGUCAAGUCCUGGGCUCAUCCCAGACUCCUGCUGGCCCUGCUUCCCUACGUCUUUCUAGAGUACUGGUGGAUCUGCUCGUACCUCACUAUGCUGCCGGCAGCCUACGAGAACUACAGUACUCAAAUUCAGGGCGUUCUAUUCGUCGGCCUGAUGCUUGGCACCAUACUGGCUGAGCUGCUAGUCUCUGGCCGGCUCAGCGACAUCCUCACUUCACGCAUGGCCCGGCGCAACAACAACGUGCGCACGCCCGAGAUGCGCAUCUACCUAGGCUACCCCGGCGCCGUGUUGGCUGCUGUCGGCUGUAUUAUAUGGGGCAUAUCUAUCGACCGCAACUGGCACUGGAUCACGGGACAGGUUGCGUUUGUGCUGUCUUUCAUCGAACCAUGGAUCAUCAACUACUGGGUCGAUUCUGUCGGGUAUACAUGGUGCUUUGUCACUCAGGGCCUGAUCACGCUCCUGCUAAUCCCGGCAUACGCCCUGCUGCAAUGGUUUGGACCGCGACUGGAAAAGGAUAUGAUAUUUGAUUAG